AUGCCUGGGCGCGUGCAAUGCGGCGUCCUGCUGCGCGAAUUCAUCUCCCACUCGCUCUACCACCCCACGAAGGGGUUCUUCAACCGACGGGCCACCCCGGUCGGGCGCCUGCCCGCGCCCAUCGACUUCCCUGCGCUCCCGGGCGCGGGGGCCUACAAGGCGAUCGUAGCGCACGUCUUCAGGGAGCUUGGUGUGUCGUUCCUGACGCCUGGAGAGAUCUUCCGGCCGUACUACGGCCACGCAGUUGCCCGCUGGAUCCUGGAGGAGCACCGCCGCGCGGCGCGGCGCGCUGCCCCGCAGCGCCUCAACCUGCAGGUGUACGAGCUUGGUGCGGGUCGCGCCUCCCUGGCGUGCGACAUCCUAGACUACUUCCGUGACCACGCGGCGGAGGUGUACGGGCGCAUGCGGUACGCCACGGUGGAGGCGAGCAGGGAGCUGGCGGGCCGGCAGCGGCAGGCGUUCGAUGAGAGGGGGCACGGGCGCGUGGCGUCCGUGCAGCAGCGGGACGCGUCGACUGCGGCCGGGUGGGGGAGGCGGGACGCCAGACACUGCGUCGUGAUCGCCACGGAGGUGCUGGACAACAUGCCGCACGACCGCGUGGUCGCGCGGGCGCACGGAGGGGUCUCGGAGCUGCACGAGACAUGGGUGGUCCCACGGGCCGAUGCGGCCCCGCAAGACUGGAUGGACAACGCAGACGGGAGCUCAGUUAUCGAGGAGCUGCGUCCGCUGUCGGACGUGCUGAUCCGGCGCACACUGGCCGCCUACCAGUCCAGCCGCGAGUCGCCCGACGCAUGGCCUGCGCUGCAGGCGGAGGCACGCGUGUCGGCGGGGUCGCGCCUCGGAAGCUUCGUCGACUGGCUGGCCGGGGGCUCCGCGAGCUCGGCUGCAAGCGUGCGCGGCAGCGACGAGGGCGACGCGAUCCUGCACCUGCCCACGACGGCAACGCGCUUCUUCGAUGCCUUGCACGCAGCGCGACCGAACCACUCGCUACUGAUGGCCGACUUCGACGCGCUCCCGGGCGUGCAGAUUCCAGGUGUCAACGCGCCCCUGGUGUCGGAACUCAUCGCGGGCGAAGGCCACCGCGACCACCCAAGCUACCUGAUUCCGGCAGGCCGAGCCGACAUUUUCUACCCGUCGGACUUCCCGGCCCUCUGUGCUUCGUACCUCAGCUCGGCGCAGCACUCCAAGCGCGCCGAAGAACGCGCGCCGCGGCCCAGUCACGCCGAUUCGACGGCGCAGUGUUCGCACGAGCAGAGCCGCUCCUUCUUGCAGCGGUGGGCGCCGUGGGAGCGCGCGACCACGGGCUCGGGCUACAACCCCAUGCUCGAGGAGUUCCCCAACACCAGGUUCCUGACGGCGCGGAGUCUCUAG
Molecule: messenger RNA, 1371 nt
Organism: Pedinophyceae sp. YPF-701
Lineage: Eukaryota; Viridiplantae; Chlorophyta; Pedinophyceae
Source: the annotation of a GenBank genome assembly